AUGAGUAAAAUAGCCCGCAAUGAAAGGUUCUUUUACAAAGUCGGCCGUGUCGGUCGUGUCGGUCGUGUCGGUCGUGUCAGUCGUGUCGGUCGUGUCGGUCGUGUCCGUCGUGUCGGUCGUGUCGGUCGUGUCGGUCGUGUCGGUCGUGUCGGUCGUGUCGGUCGUGUCGGUCGUGUCACACGAGUCCGUCGUGUCGGUCGUGUCGGUCGUGUCAGUCGUGUCGGUCGUGUCGGUCGUGUCCGUCGUGUCGGUCGUGUCGGUCGUGUCGGUCGUGUCGGUCGUGUCGGUCGUGUCACACGAGUCCGUCGUGUCGGUCGUGUCGGUCGUGUCGGUCGUGUCGGUCGUGUCGGUCGUGUCGGUCGUGUCGGUCGUGUCGGUCGUGUCGGUCGUGUCGGUCGUGUCGGUCGUGUCGGUCGUGUCGGUCGUGUCGGUCGUGUCGGUCGUGUCGGUCGUGUCGGUCGUGUCGGUCGUGUCGGUCGUGUUGGUCGUGAAGUUGCUAACUCGAAGAAUCCAGACACGAUAAAAGCACCUGAUGUCAAGCAAUCGGCGCCGCCCAUGGACACCAGGCGAUUAAAAGAAGUAAACGUAUCCAAUGAUAAUAUGAACAUUUUGCCGCCAGUUACAGAAAGAGGUUUGUUAGCUCUGUCAACAAAGAAACGCAUGUUGCUCUUGAACUGA
Spodoptera exigua (beet armyworm) is the source of this 678-nucleotide messenger RNA. Lineage: Eukaryota; Metazoa; Arthropoda; Insecta; Lepidoptera; Noctuidae. The record is from the annotation of a GenBank genome assembly.